Loa loa (African eye worm) is the source of this 318-nucleotide messenger RNA. RefSeq lists its product as hypothetical. The record is from RefSeq and is a predicted model, not a curated record. The transcript is spliced from 2 exons. NCBI's taxonomy places the organism in Eukaryota, Metazoa, Nematoda, Chromadorea, Rhabditida, Onchocercidae. The coding region runs from base 1 to 318 and encodes 105 amino acids.
AUGGAACUGGAUCACAACCAGAAUAAGCAAGCCAGCGUUACAGAUGGAACUGCAUUGCAACCAAAAUCAGCCAAUACAUUGGAUAGAUCAGGGCUGGAUCGAAAUCAAAAUAAUGCGGUGCUAGUGUACAAAUGGAACUGGAUCAGUUCAUCCAGUUGUGAUCCAGUUCACAACCAGAAUAAGCAAGCUAGCGUUACAGAUGGAACUGCAUCGCAACCAAAAUCAGCCAAUGUAUUGGAUAGAUCAGGGCUGGAUCGAAAUCAAAAUAAUGCGGUGCUAGUGUACAAGUUGGAACUAGAAUUAGAAAUUGCCAUAUAA